Molecule: messenger RNA, 555 nt
Organism: Stylonychia lemnae
Lineage: Eukaryota; Ciliophora; Spirotrichea; Sporadotrichida; Oxytrichidae
Source: the annotation of a GenBank genome assembly
AUGAUCUAUUUCUACAUUUACUACAGAAGACUAAUAGCAAUAUCUAGAGCAGUUGGUACUUUCGAAGAAACAUGCUCAUUAACCAAAAUAAGAAAUCAUUUGAUGGCACUCUUCAUUUUUAUGAUUGUAUCAAACGUCAUUAAGCUUUUGCCUUAAUUCGACUUCAUAUUUGAAUUCGCUUUUAAUAAAGAAUACAUCGAGGAUAAUAGAGAAAGCAUGCUUUUCAUUACAAAUAUCUUAGUGACAAUAUCUGACACUAUGGUUAUAAUUGCAUUAUCUUAAUCAAUUAAGUGGUCAAUAUUGAUGCAGAGAAAUUACAUAUUUACUAAAAGAUAGAAUUCAAUUGGAGAUUGCUCUACUUCUAAUCUUGAUGAAUCUAUUGACAAUGAAAAUCAUGAUGUUCAGGCUGUUAUAUAAAGAGAAAAUAGUGUCAAGUUCUAUUAAUAAAAUAAGCAAUAGAAACAAAUUGACAUGAUAAACACUCCUAAUAGCUCUUUACUUGAGCAACAUUCAGUAGAUUAUUAUGCUUUCAAUCACCCAAAUCAAAUUAAAUGA